Molecule: messenger RNA, 3123 nt
Organism: Nylanderia fulva
Lineage: Eukaryota; Metazoa; Arthropoda; Insecta; Hymenoptera; Formicidae
Source: RefSeq, a predicted model, not a curated record
UAUAAAUCAUACACAGAAACGUACAAUUGUAUAAUUUUUAUAUAUUUUUGUUAUACUGUAAAUAAAAUUACCAUACUUAGAAAUUCUCGAAAUACAAAUAGGCGAGUGGUGAAUACGAAAAUUCGCUGUCCUUUCCGGAAUAUGUGCGGGAACAUUUCCAAUCGAUGCUGAGCGUAGAAAAUUCUGUCGAAGAGAUAACAUCGAAAGUAGACGAGGAGAAUUAUUUCCACGUAAUUCCGCUGAAUUCAGCAAAAAGAUAGAACCGCGAAAUUAAAUUUGAAUAUUCCGGAAACGAAAGUUAGACGAGCGGAAAAGAGUAAACGUGCCUCGAGAAUGGAGAGAAGCGAAUCAAAUUCCAUUUAUAAUAAAACGAGCCAUACGUUAUCUAAAGUACGCAAGAAGAAAGGAAGAUUACGUAAUUCCGUUUCCAAGAGUACAGUUGCCACUAAAGAUACAAGUCUCAUCGGUAGAAAAGAAGCGAAGAAGCGCAGACAUAAAGGCCAUGGCAUUAUUCAUCAACUGUCAAACCCUCCAAAAAAUUUAAAAAGGUCCAACGACAUCGUGGAAAUUUUUCAUAAUAUUACAUUGAAGAGUAGCAAUUCUGGAAUAUCUAAUAGUAAGCAUUCUAAAUUUGAUAAACAAACAAAACGUGUAAAAAGACAUCCUAUUCAAACUGCUAAUCGAAAGAUCCAAGAAACACCUUGUCCCGAACGUGUUAAUCAUGAAUACCAAAUUGACAACAAGGAGAAUGAGCAGCAUCAGUCAUUGAAUUAUCAAUGCGAUUCGAGAGUGAUUCCUGAGAGGGUUCAAGAACAUGACAUAUCGGAAAAGCAUUCCAAGGAUUUCUAUCCAUCGGCGCAGUGCAAUAAUAAAAUGCAUCAAUGCGAACACAAUACUUUUAACAAAUGCAACGACCCAAUGUUCAUUCCUAACUAUGAAAUGCCGACCUUGGCGUCGAGUUUGAAACGUUCCAACAGAUCGUACUUCAAUAGAUUUAACUUCCGAAACAUACCAUUCGUGGUAGGGACUUCGGUGACACCUAGCCAUAAUCUCGGAUUGAACAUUCAGCAAGUAUUAAGUAUAAUGAAAACGAGACAGCCAAUUGCAAACGACAUCACUCCGUUAUUAAUUCGUAAAGUCAGUAGAGGUAUAAAACCGAUGUCGAUUCUUCUGGAACAGAUGAAUGAUUAUUCCCAAAAAUCGGCUCUCAACAUAAACUCGCAUCUAUCUGUGUUCAAUAAUAGCAAGAGUUCAAAUAUCAAGCGAGAUAAAAAAUUAUCUGUAUAUGAUUUACGACACGUGGAGAAUUCUCGUACGUCAAAUUUAUCUGGCAGCGUAAAAAUGAUUCCUGAAAAAGAUAACGAUGCCGCUAAACAAUUUAAUAAAGAAAAGAUUGAUUUCAAUGAUCAUAAAAUUAAACUGCAGUCUCCUGUCGUAAAUAAAAACAACAUGUCAAUAAAUAUGAGAAGUCAGCAAGGAAUAGCAAAAAUAUCGUCGAAUAAGGAGAUUAAUAUCGGUGAUUAUAAAACGCAUACAAUUAGUGGCGCGCAUAAUUCCAAGGAAAUACGCGAAAUUUUAAUUAAUCUUCACGAUCAAUUUGAAGAAAUGAACACAAAAUAUGAAAAAUUGCAAUCAGAAGUGGAAAAAUCUAAUGAUAAAUCUCUAGGGAAGGAAUUAUCUGUCUUGGAAAAGGAACUUAAUAUCAAAGAAGAAGAAAUCAACGCUGUUAUUGGCCUUUACAAAGAAGUAAUGACGCUGAAACAGCAAAUGAAAAUGUUGCACGAGAAAAAUAGUCUUGUUUGCAUUACGACCGAGUCGGUCAAAGGAUCUCAUAAAAAUUCUUUUGCUAUUUUGCCUGGUAAGUCUCAUUCGAUGAAUCCGACACAGAUUUUUGGUCGAAGAAAAUUUAAUAAUGCAACACGAGAACCGCCCACUUCUAUGCAACUGGCCGCAUUAUUACGGCAGAUACAAACUUUUUAUAAGCAAAUGCAACUCGUAUUCUAACUACAUGGAAUUAUGAUAAUAUAUAAAAAAAAGAUGUUACUAAACGAUUGUAACAGCUAUUUCGCACGGUUUCCUAAGGAGGGAUUUUUAAGGUGUUUUCUUUUGUCUUUUGCAAUAAACGAACAUUUCUAGCAGAUCAUAUUCCAUUUUAUUCUGCGUGCUACCCCAUAAUAAUGUGUAAUAUUAAUUUGUAUGCAUGUACGAUUGUAUGUAAUUUAUGUAUGCGCAACUUUCUUUUGUCUGUGUGUAUCUCUAUACAUAAUCAACAUUUGUGUAUAAACGCCGAAGAUGGUUAUUUUAUUUCUUUUUCUUUAAGAAUCCUGCUAGAGACAGAUAUUCUUUAUCGUCGUAACUCUCACGGUCGAAUGCAAUUGUCAGUUGCAACUACAUACGACGAUAUAUCCGAGAGAAAUCGAUUGUUACAUGUUAUUGAUUUCUUGUUUUUUUUUGCUUCCCCAUCGCAAGAUUCUAAUCUCUCUAGAUAUGUUCGUCGAAGAAUUAUGUGAUCCGCGUGGAAUAUUUAUUUAUAUAUAUCAUUCCUCUCUUUUCUUUAAGUACUAAUUUAACGAUUCAUAAUCUAUCCGAUUCUGCUUUUCAGCUAAAUAAAAUUUUCUUGCUCCUUUCUUGCAUUCUGUUUCUAUUUUCAAAUAUUCCUCUCUGCUUUUCUUUCUCUCUCUCUCUUUCAAAGCAUCUACACAGAAUCACGCGAUCUGUUCUUAUGCGUAAAGCAUACACUAUGCGCUACAAAAUGUAUCUUAAUUAUAACGUUAAUAUAAAAUGUUAUCUUAGGUCUACGAUAAUGUUAAUUUUUUCUCUCUCUCUUUCUUACUACAGAAGGGCGCUUAAAUACACCCGCAGCAAAUAAAAACAUUCCUGUGGCAUCUCGAAUAUAAAAUUAAUUUUUCUUGUGAACAAAGUCCUUUUGAUAGUACGGAUGGAGGACGAUAAUUUUGAGGAAAGCGAUAAACGGAUUUUAUGACGAUAAAAUAUUUUCAAUGUCACCUAGAUUUAUUUCUGCACGUGGAAUGAAAAAGAAAUAAUCUCAGAUGACAAAUUAAUUAAUUUUAAGGAUCGAUUAACAAAGCAAUAUAUUCUAACUAAUUUGUUUAAUAUUAUAAU